Helianthus annuus (common sunflower) is the source of this 1124-nucleotide messenger RNA. Its product is annotated as xyloglucan endotransglucosylase/hydrolase protein 31. NCBI's taxonomy places the organism in Eukaryota, Viridiplantae, Streptophyta, Magnoliopsida, Asterales, Asteraceae. The coding region runs from base 38 to 916 and encodes 292 amino acids. Gene Ontology annotation, biological process: cell wall biogenesis; xyloglucan metabolic process. Gene Ontology annotation, cellular component: apoplast; cell wall. The record is from RefSeq and is a predicted model, not a curated record. The transcript is spliced from 3 exons. Gene Ontology annotation, molecular function: xyloglucan:xyloglucosyl transferase activity; hydrolase activity, hydrolyzing O-glycosyl compounds.
UUUCUCAUCUCUCUUAAACACCCACCCUCCAAAUACAAUGGCCUUUUUGCUCCCUCUUCUCACUUUCUUCAUGCUCACUAUUUCUUCGUUGACCAACGGUCAACCUUCACCUGGUUUUUACCCUAGUUCCAAAAUUCCCACAAUACCCUUCAAUCAAGCUUAUAGAAGCUUAUGGGGCUCACAACACCAGCGGUUUGAGCAGAACUCGCUGGUGUUGUGGCUCGACAAGUCUUCAGGAAGUGGGUUCAAGUCCCAAAGACCAUAUCAAUCUGGCUACUUUGGGACAGCAAUCAAACUUCACCCAGGCUACACCGCGGGAGUUAUUACAUCAUUUUACCUUUCAAAUAACGAAGAUCAUCCUGGGAACCAUGAUGAAGUUGAUAUCGAGUUUCUUGGAACGACGUUCGGGAAACCGUACACGUUGCAGACGAACGUGUACAUUAGAGGAAGUGGCGACGGAAAUAUUAUCGGUCGGGAAGAAAAGAUUCACUUGUGGUUCGACCCGACCAAGGGUUUUCAUAACUAUGCUAUCCUGUGGAGCCCUAUUGAGAUCAUAUUUUUUGUGGACGAUGUGCCGAUUAGAAGGUACCCUAGGAAAAGUGAUGCUACAUUUCCAUUAAGGCCGAUGUACAUAUACGGGUCGAUAUGGGAUGCGUCUUCAUGGGCUACCGAAAAUGGUAGAUACAAAGCUGAUUAUAGGUAUCAACCGUUUUAUGCUAGGUACAAUAACUUCAAGAUAGGAGGUUGUGCUGCCAAUUCGACAGCAUCGUGCAGGCCACCGUCUGGCUCGCCGGCUAGGACGGGUGGUCUGAGCCGCCAGCAGGUGGCGGCGAUGUUGUGGGUUCAAAAGAACUAUAAGGUGUAUGACUAUUGUAGGGAUCCAAAGAGAGAUCACACUCAAACACCGGAGUGCUAGAAUUUAUAUUUUAAAGAAAAUGGAGGCUUGAGAUGUGUGGAAAUAUGCUGUCCAAGCUUUUAUUAUAAUUUCUUUUAUGUGUGUUUGUAAUUUUGUUUUGUUUUGUUUUGUUUUGUUUUGUUUUGGUAUUGUGUGUUGUGGUUUGAGAUUGGAUUAUUGAAAGUGAUUGUUUCUAAUUUAUGAUGAUUGUCACAUUUGGAUCAACAAA